Drosophila willistoni is the source of this 3367-nucleotide messenger RNA. RefSeq names its product ankyrin-1. The record is from RefSeq and is a predicted model, not a curated record. Bases 250 to 2412 code for a protein of 720 amino acids. Gene Ontology annotation, biological process: intracellular signal transduction. Gene Ontology annotation, molecular function: protein binding. Lineage: Eukaryota; Metazoa; Arthropoda; Insecta; Diptera; Drosophilidae. The transcript is spliced from 3 exons.
GAAAAAUUCCUCUUAUCUGUGUGCAUGUGUGUGUGUGUGUGUGUGUGGAGCCAUGUGACGACAACAAUCAACCUCCCCCCGUAGCUCCCGCUCCCUCCAUAGAGUGCAGUGCUGAUUUGGAGCAAAUGUAUUUCAGCUUGUAUUGAUUUUUUGUUGUUAUUUUUGUUGUUUUUUUGUUACUCGUGAGCUACGCAAAUUGUGUUGUGACUGACUGUGGUAUUUAAUCCAUUUGUUGCUAUUGCCGCUGCAAUGGGCGGGUCGGUGAGCCAGGUAUUUCGCUCAGGAUCCGCUCUGCUCUCGCAUAGAGAUGGCCACAAAGUGUCCAAGGCCACCGAGGAGAAAAUCCAGACGCUCUUUGAGAUUCUGCGUGCAAAUCCAAAGGUCUCAUUGCAAACACUGGAGAGCCUCCUCAUCCAGAUACCAAAAAACGAGAACAUCCUAAUAAUACACGACGGUUGUGGCUAUAAUAUACUGCAACGUAGUGUUGGCCUCAAUCACAUCGAUCUCACCAAAUGGCUAUUGCAUCGCCAUAGACCUGAUGUCAAUCGUUCGCCCUGUUCCCUGCCCCUGCACAUAGCGACCCUCCGGGGCUAUGAGGAAUGUGUCGAGCUUCUCCUGCGCCACGGGGCCCGCAUCGAUGUCGACACCAGGAUGUGCUUCCCCGGCUCCCACACCCACAAUUGCGAGGAGAGCGGCAAAUGGCAUAGCAAUGUGGAUGAUGUCAGCGAGCGACUGAAUCUCAAUACUAAGCUGCAGAACGCCCUAUGCUAUGCCAUCGAUGGGGAUCAGUAUAAUGUCCUGAGUCUACUCACACAGAAAAUGGAGGAGCCAUGGAUACCGUUUCGGGCCAAGAAGCCAUUGCUCCAUUUGGCCUGCGAGCGCGGUGCCUGGAAUUGUGUCCAACAAUUGGUGGUCACACGCUCCGAGGAAAUCAAUCUCAUAAUGGAUGAAUAUUAUCCCAUACAUCAUGCUGUCCUGCACGAGGGGCGCUUUCUGGAGCUGCUUAUCCAGCAGGGCGCAGUGACCACAGUCCGGACAUGUACCCAGCAGAUGACUCUUCUUCAUGUUGUGAUUUUUGCUGCCCGCAAAUCGGCCGAGGACACACUAGCCACUUUACGCAUAUUGCUGGAACGCGGCUGCAAGGAGCUGAUCAAUGUGCCCGAUUCAUUGGGUAAUACCCCGCUGCACGCUCUCAUAGUGCGUUAUGCCUUGGAGGAGGCACGCUAUGGCUACGACAAAUGGAGCAAAUGGGAUCUGUGUGGCCUGGUGCGUUUCCUGCUCCAAAAUGGGGCCAAGCAAUCAAUCAAUCAGGCUGGCAAUAGUGCCAUGGCCUGUGUAUUCCGCCAUCUACGUGACUGGGAGGUCUGCUAUGAACUGCUCAAUAUGCUGAUCAAAGAGGAUGGUGAUCCCAAUAUUGUGGGCAGAGAUGGCUCGGUGCCCAUAAUGGUGCUAUUGGUGCCACUUAUAAACAAGGAUCAUCUGCAUCAUUUCACACACUCGAUGAAAGUAUGCUAUCUGAAUUGUAUACGCAUUUUACUGCAACAUGGCGCGAAUCCGAACUGCUCCUAUCGGGCGAACCUGAAACCUCUCCAUGUGCUCGUCUUCACAGUGAGCGAGAAUUUCACUCUCAAUUGUGAUGCCCAGAAACGCACGAAUUUCGAUUUUAUUAAAAAUAUAUUGCUGCUACUGCUGCAGCAUGGCCUCGACUGCAAUAAGACAUAUCAGCAUAUACUCCAGGCCGUCAUGGAUAUGGUGCAGAAUGUGCGCACCUGUCAUGACAUGGAAUGCAUUUACGAGCUGACACUGACCCUUAUACAAUACGGAGCCGAUCCAAAUAUUGUACUGAGUAGCAAGACAACACCCGGCAUUGCCAUAUUCUCGAGGGAAAUAGCCAGCUAUGGUGAGGCGCUCGGUGGUGGUGGUGCAGCUGCUAAUGGUGGCAGUAAUGGAGGCGGUGGUGGUGGUGGUGGCGCUGCUGCUGCUGCUCCUCCUGGAGGCGGUGCUGGUGCUGGUAAUGGCGACAAUUCGGCCUCAUUCCGCAACUCGUUUCGCACGAAUUCUCGAUAUUUACUCUUCUAUUACAUUAUAUUGAUAACGAAAAAGGAAUUUAUACUCAACGAUCCGCAUUUGACAUUCGCACGAAUCAUUCAUCUGUUCUAUCUAACCAUGGAGCAUGAGCCACUCUAUAAUUGCCUCAAAUCGUUGCACAACUUCUAUGUGGCCCAAGUGCCAAGUAAAAAGACGGAGCAAUUGAUAGCCCUCAUCUCGGGACUUUAUCGUAAACCGCGAAGUCUAAAACAAUUAUCACGUAUGGCCAUCUAUGAGGCCCUGAAUCGUAAAUUGGCUCAGAAUAUCAAUCGUUUGAAUCUUCCCGGUCCACUUAAGGAUUAUGUGCUGCAAUUUGAGAGAUAACAUGUGGAUUGAAGAGAGAACAAUCCACGCCCCCCAGCCUCCUCCCCCCGCAAAAUAAGAGUCAAGUGUCGAAAUGUUAACGACCAAAACCAAAACCAAGACAGAAAUCAAUCAAUCAUAAUUGCAGUUCUUAAGUUGGAUAAUUAAGCUACACACACACACACUCUCUCACACACACACACACACACAGUAUGACCUACACAGAAACACAUCUACUUACUAUUAGAUAUGUAGUUUAUAAUAACACACAAUAAUUAAUAUUAUAUGUAUAUAUAUGUAUGUACAUAUAUGUAUACAGAAUACCAAAACAGAUUUCAAUCAAGAAUAUAGAAGAUUUUGAUCAGGUCUCUGUUGUGUUUUAUAAACGAUUUAUAUAUAUAUGUAUGUACAUAUAUAUAUAUAUAUGUAUAUAUACUUAUAUCUGAAACGCUUAAACGUACCUACUACUUCUACUACAACAACACUAAAACAAAAAGGGAGAAAAGAAAACAUUGUGGAAAUUAAACUUGUGCAAUUUCUUUGAUACGAAUCUAUAUAUUGUUGCUAAUUUAUUUUUAUUUAAUUUUUUUGUUUUUUUGUGAAUUUGUAUAUCUUUACUUAUAUACAAAUAUAUAUAUAUAUAUACAGUUAGUUGUAUAUCAGAAAUGGGCUUGAAAUUUUUAAAGCACGCUACUCGACUUUUUAACACCCUACCUAAAACCACUUCCCACAUACAUAUAUACAUAUAUAUCCCCGAUUCCCUUAGCCUGUUGCACAUAUUUCUCAAAAAAUAUAUAUACAUAUAUAUAAUUAAAUAAAAUAUAUAUAUAUAUGUAUAUAUGUACAUAAAUCUCUUGAACAUCUGCAUAAACUUAAGGCUGUUUUAUUAUUAUUUUUUUUGUUUUGUUUUUUUUUCCAUGAACAAUUCAUGUGUUUUUAGAAUAUUGUAUUGUGUAUUGUAUUGAAUGCAAUUUAA